AUGAGGAAGAAAACCAUUGCUAAAAAGCCUCCUCGUGAAAAAAUCUUCAAGCCUCUCACAAAGCCCUCAACCCGCUCUCACGACCGAACCUUCACUCCAUCUCCUUCUCCUCCUACCUCUCCUCCUCGGUGUGAUCCCAUGGCACGAACCAAGAAUCCCUCUAGGGUUACUCCUUCCGCCAAGAAGACACCACAGACGAAAGAACCUCCAUCCAAGCCAGGGUCAUCGAAACCGAGUUCAUCCAAGGGGAAGCGACCAGCCACACCAGAACCUCCACCCGAGUCUACACAACCAAAGUCUAGGUCUGUUCCAUCACGUUCUCAAAGAGGUAAAACUCGAGUUCCUCUUAAGUCAGUUAAAGAACCAGACAUUGACCCUUUUGAUCACAAAGCUCACUUUUUGACUUCUCAUUCGAACUAUAACCCUUAUAGAUUCAAAUCUGCCAUGAACAAUGAUUUUUUUGAAGGGGUUAUCCAGUAUCGUACCCUAUGUCCCUCUUUUCUCGCUGAUUUGCCAUCUUUGAAAAGAAAAGUGAAACAGAACAAAGGACCCACUAGAUCUGAAAGAGUUGUCCUAGAUGAUGAAGAUGAUGAUUUUAUACCUGAGGAUUCUCCUGCUCCUUCCACUGAGGGUACUUCCAUCUCCACUGGAAAGAAAUCUGCUCUGCUGAAUAUGGUCAAGGAUGUCGCUCAAGAGUUUGUUUCCCAAUCAAAUCACUUGAUUGAAAUGAGCAAAGAACAAAGGAAACUGGCCAGCAAGCAUGAGAACUUCCUGAAGAAAUCAAGGGAUAGGGUGGCUGUUGAGAAAGAGGACUACGAUCAUUGUUCGAUGAAGAAGACUCUGGCUCAGUACUUCAUGGGGAACACCACUUUGACGUUGAACAAUUGUGGUGACUAUUAUUUCAUCUGCUCUGUUGGCAAGCAUUGCGAGGCAAGCCAAAAGCUUAAGAUCACUGUUACAUAA
Molecule: messenger RNA, 963 nt
Organism: Arachis ipaensis
Lineage: Eukaryota; Viridiplantae; Streptophyta; Magnoliopsida; Fabales; Fabaceae
Source: RefSeq, a predicted model, not a curated record